ACAUUUUAAGGUAUCGUCUGCCACUGUACAGUGUAUAAUGUGUUUUGGUUAUGAUGAUUAGUGCGGUGGCAAAAUACCGAGAAAAAAAAAAUUAAAAAUACCCAUGGACCUGACACGUUUUCGUCAUUUUGUCCCUGUUGUCCCUUCUGUUGACAUCCGUCCGUGACCUUGUUCAGACCACGAUAAACAAGACCCCAACCAUAAACAUGCGAGCGCUCUCACGCACAGAGCCCGGGUAUAAAAGGCAGACCUGUCCGUCGGGGCUGGCGGAGUCAUGACGGAGAGCGGAGAGGCUCUGGAGCGCCUGAGGAGGUGUUGCUUCCCCUGUACCCCGCACUGUCAGUUCUGCACUCGAGACAAAGUCAUGGCUGCUUUUAAGGGCAUCUGGACUCAGGAGUUCUGGCGCUGUGUGGGGGCGGAGUUCUUCGCCAUGUUGGUCUUCGUCCUGCUCAGUCUCGGCUCAACCAUCAACUGGGGGGCUGUCGACAGGGAUCCUGCGCCCCCCGACCUCGUGCUCAUUUCACUCUGCUUUGGCUUGAGCAUUGCAACCAUGGUGCAGUGCUUCGGCCACAUCAGCGGUGCUCACGUCAACCCCGCAGUCACAGCGGCUAUGGUGGUGACGAGGAAGCUUAGUCUGGCUAAAGCAGUGUUCUACCUUCUGGCCCAGUGUACAGGAGCCAUCGUGGGAGCGGCCAUCUUGUACGGCAUUACCCCGGCCUCUGUCAGGGGCGGCAUGGGGGUCACUGGGGUGAAUGGAGGCAUCUCUGUGGGAAAGGCGCUGGUUGUAGAGCUCUUCAUCACCUUUCAGCUCGUCUUCACUGUGUUUGCUACCUGUGACCACAAGCGUACGGACCUGAAGGGAUCAUCCGCCUUGGCUAUUGGCCUGUCUGUGUGUAUUGGUCAUCUGUUUGCUAUCCCAUACACUGGAGCCAGUAUGAACCCGGCCCGAUCCUUUGGCCCCGCCGUGGUCACAUGGACCUGGGACAAUCACUGGGUGUACUGGGUGGGUCCAGUUCUGGGUGGGACUCUGUCAGCAGCCCUGUAUGAAUACCUGUUCUGUCCCGACCCAGAGCUGAAGAAACGUUACUCAGAGGCCUUCAUCAAGACGCCCUUCAUUGCUGCCAAACACAGGCAGGAUUCAGUCACGGCCCAGGAGCCUCUCUUCACCGUCAUGGAUGUGGAGAGAGCUGAGAGGAGGGAGAGGGAGAGGGAGAGGGAGAGGGAGGUGUCAGGGGAGGUUUUAUCCUCUGUAUGACUAGAAAGGAACGGCAGAACCAAUGUCCGGACUGCUGAACGGCAGUCCACUCUGCAGGAGACUGACCUCCUGUAGCCUGGCGUGGAAAACAUUAAAACGUCACAGAAGGAAGAAGAAAAAGAAAUCCAAGACUGAGGGAAGUAUUUAUCCAAUGGGUGACCAUGAUUGCUUGUACAUUUUAGCCAAGAGAAAGAAGGCAAUGGUUAUGUAAUUUCUAUUUUGUGAUAUUCGGUGGAGGCACGUAUGUAGAAACCGCCACUGCACAUGCAUUUUAUUUAAUUGCGUUCUUCUUAAUAUUAGAAAAUGGCAUCCAUCGACACACAAAGAGGUAAAACAUCAUGUUGUGGAGAACGUGCACCAAACCAACAACCGUGGAGACAUACAGUGCCACUUAAAAUUAUUUGCACCCCUCACAAUUUUCUACGUUUCUCCGCGGAUUUUCAAACAAAUCCCGACAAUAGACAAAGAGAACCCAAUCAAGCAAAUGAAACCAACAUGUUUUGGUAUUUGUUUAUUGUAGAAAAUUAAUAAUUUGUACUUGUCUGUUGAGGUGCAAAAAUAAGUGAACUCUUGUUUUAGGUAUCUGGUGUGACCCCCUUGUGCAGCAAUGACAGCAAUUAAAUGUCUCUGACAACUUCUCAUCAGUCAUAUAUAACAGCUUGGGGAGAUUUUAGCCCAUUGCUCAGUACAGAACAGCUCCAGUUCUGAGAUGUUGGUAGAUUUGCUCACAUGAACUGUUUGCUGCAAUUCCUUCCACAAAAUUUCUUGUGGAUUAAUGUCAGGAUGUGACUUGGCCAUUCAAAAAUAUAAACUUUAUUCUUCUUUAUCCAUUUGUAGAACGACUUGUGUGCUUGAGGUCGUAGUCUUUCUGCAUGACCCAGUUUCUCUUGGGAUUCAGGCCACAGGCAGGUGUCCUGACAUCAUCUUUCAGUGUCCUGGCCCAGAUGCAGCAGGACAGGCCAAGACAAGGACAUUACCGUCCCCCGUGUUUCAUGGACAGCAUACGGUUCCGAUGCUGCAAUUCUGCUUUGGUUCUGAUGUUUAGAAAAGUACAGACAGGCAUGUUCUUUUUGCAGAGCAGUGGCUUCGUCCUUGCCACUCUGCCGUGCACACCAUGGUUGUUCCGUGUCCUCCUGAUGGUGUCAUGCAUGAAAGUGAACAUUAGCCAAUGUGAGAGUUUCCUUUGUGAAAGUCCUGAGGGGAGAAAAUACUUUUAGGCGGCGCUUUAAGUCUCUGGAGCCAAUAGUAAGGGGACAAAACAAAUUCUGCCUUCAGCAACACAAUACACAGGCGAUGAACAACAAAGUGAUUUUAUAGUUUUGUUUUCUUCUGACCCUCUCUUAAAGUCUAUUUUAUCUAGUUAUGCAGAAAGAAAAAUUAUUACACUAAAAACCAGUGCUCACAGGCCUGCUCUAAUGUUACAACAUAAACUUUUUCAUAAUUUUAGACAGCUCUUUUGAUUUAUGUAAUAUAGUUUUACAAAAAUUCAAUAUUGUAGCUGUCUCUUCAAUAUUAAGACCAGGUGAUAUGUUUGAACAAUGCCACAAGGAAAAUUAGCUUGAGCUUCAGCAGUAGGAUAUUCUUCUGAAGAAAUUAUGUAGAAAUUGGUCAGUGGCAAGGUGUUUGAUAUUGUUCUUACAAGUGCUUAAUUCAAAAUCCUCCACAACAUUUCAGUGGGAUUCAAAUUUUGGUUUUGACCUGCUCAUUAAACUCUGUUACUCUUCUUUUUUCCAGUGGAUUUGGUUGGAAACAUUAACCUGUUGAAAGGGCCACUAUUUGUUAAAAGAUGACCUUACAUCAUUCAUAGUUGAAUCAAUGAUUGCAUGUUGCCCUGAGGCAGCUAGUGAGAACUUUGCAAUAUCUACCGUUAUUAUUAAAAAACAUUAUGCCAUA
Messenger RNA from Mugil cephalus (flathead mullet), 3148 nucleotides. Its product is annotated as aquaporin-4-like. The transcript is spliced from 5 exons. Lineage: Eukaryota; Metazoa; Chordata; Actinopteri; Mugiliformes; Mugilidae. Gene Ontology annotation, biological process: transmembrane transport. Bases 275 to 1255 code for a protein of 326 amino acids. The record is from RefSeq and is a predicted model, not a curated record. Gene Ontology annotation, cellular component: basolateral plasma membrane; plasma membrane. Gene Ontology annotation, molecular function: water channel activity.